AUGGCCUCCAUCUACGAACUCAACCAGCCUACCAAUCCGUUUUGGGACUUUGUCAACGGCAAUCUAGAGAACCAUCCUUUCUUUGCUCCUCACGGCCACCGUGGACACCACGGUCAUCGUGGCCGUCGUGCAUGGGAUAACGCCCGACAGAGUGACAACACCACCCGGGGUGCUCAAUCAGGCAAAGCCACAGAACCCAACGAUAACAUAAGGAAAGAUGAAACAUCAGCAUCGGACUCAGACUCUCCCGACAACCACCGCCGCCACGGCCAUAGCGGAAAGUGCAAGAACAAGGCCCAUGGAGGUCCCGGUCACCAUGGACCAGGCCCUUUCCGCGGCAAGGGCGGCAAGGGGAAACAUGGCCAUGGCCAUCACGCUGGGCCUUAUGAUUUCCACAGUUACGGCCAUGACCACUACCAAGGCACCGCCUUCGGGGGCCAUGGGCAUGGAUAUGGACACGAACACGGACUCUACACUUAUCCAUACAACUUCCCCGGUCAUCACCACAACGCUGGACCCUUUGAUUUUGGCCCCCGUGGACAAGGUCAUCACCACAAAGGAGGCCUCGGUGGCCGUGGCAGACAACAUGCCGGGCCUCCUUUCGGCAGUCCAUUCGAGUUCCUGCGCCAGCUCGGUGCAGGACUUGGUUUCCCCAUGAACGGGCCCACUGCAGAAGGUGUUGACUUCACGCCCUCCGUUGACGUCUUCGACUGCCCCGACAAGUAUAUUGUGCAUAUCUCACUGCCCGGAGCUAAGAAGAACGACCUUAGCCUUGACUAUGACACUGAUGAGUCCGUUCUGCAUUUGGCGGGUGUCGUUUACCGGCCCGGUGUCAAUGAGGAUCUGCACCAGGCUCUUGUAAUGGAAGAGCGGGGUCAGCACGUUGGUGUAUUUGAACGCGAGGUUCGUCUUGGGACCCGUGUUGCCCCAGCUUUUGUUAUUGUUGAUCAGAUCUCGGCAAAGCUGGAGGAUGGUAUUUUGAACGUUACUUUGCCAAAAGUUGUUCAGCAUCCUGAGGUUGGGAAAAAGAAGGUUUUUGUGGAGGAUGGUGAUUUGGAGAAUGAAAAGGAGGCCUUGGUCGUGGAUGAGAAGACUUUCACUCCGGUGGAGUCCGAAGGGAGCGAUGUUGAAGACGGUGAGGCGAGGGAGUUUGUCAAGGUUCUUGUGCAGUAA
Molecule: messenger RNA, 1173 nt
Organism: Penicillium mononematosum
Lineage: Eukaryota; Fungi; Ascomycota; Eurotiomycetes; Eurotiales; Aspergillaceae
Product: Hsp20/alpha crystallin family protein
Exons: 1
Coding region: 1-1173 (390 amino acids)
Biological process (GO): response to hydrogen peroxide; protein folding; response to salt stress
Source: RefSeq, a predicted model, not a curated record